AAUAAAUAUUUAUUAUUUCAUAAUAUAUUAUAAACAUAUAAUAUAUAAAAUAAUUUAUAUAUAUAAUGUUUAUUCUGCGUAAGGCGCGGAUCUUAACCUAGUGUAUGAUAUAAUAUAAACAAUGAUUAAUGACAUUUUUAUGUGAUUUUUUUUUGUUUUUAUGUGUGUGUUUUUUCGGUUUUGGACAUUCGACCGAAAACGGGAGAAUGAAUGGGUUAAAAAUUUUGAGACGAAAGUGAUUGUCGGGGAGAUCUGAUUGGCUUCAUAAUCCUUGUCCAAAGUGCUAACUUACCUAACACUUAAACAAAUAAAGACAGCUUCUUCAUUUGGGUUUUUGAAUCAAACGUCUCACCUAAACCCUAGAUGAAUGGAACUACCUACGUACAUACUGUAUAGUGUUAUUUAUAUGUUUAUCAUUCUAAAAAAGAAACGUUUUAUAACGAAAAGAAAAACAUAAGAAAAUUAGAAAAAGAAAAGAGAGAAACAAUAUGGCAACUGGCAACAAAGACAAACUCAUUUGAUUAAGAUAGAGCUACUUAUGGUAUUUAUUACAAUAGGUAUAACAUGAAAUUAUGAACACUCAUUAUUCAUGUUCCCAAAUAUAUCAAUAAUUCAAAUUAUUACAACAUUAACUUUUUCUAGUGUCUACUACUAUACGGUUACAUGUGCGGCUCUGUAGCUCUAGGUCAGAUUGCACACAUCAAAAGUGUCCUCUUUUCUUUAAACAUCAUUCACUUUUUUGAAAAGGUCACAUGUCCCUCCAGUUCCAUAAAUAGAACUCACACUUGACUUCCCACGACCACAUCACUUAGCAUAACAUCUAUAUCAAACCUUUAUUUUCCUUCUCUUUAUAUAUUAUCUAUAGGCUAUAUACACAAAGUAUACAUGGAUCCUUCCAUCAAAGGAGAUCAGGAAAUGUUAAAAAUCAAGAAACGAUGUUAUCAAGAUCUUGAGUUAGGUUUGACCCUUUUUCCACGUGGUACAACUUCAUCAGAACUCAAUCUCAUCGAUUCUUUCAAAACCAGCUCAUCAUCGACUUCUCAUCAUCAUCCUAACCGUCAAGAACAUGUGGAAGAUCCAAGAACGUUCUCGUGCAAUUAUUGUCAAAGAAAGUUCUAUAGCUCACAAGCACUAGGCGGCCACCAAAACGCUCAUAAACGCGAACGUACCUUAGCUAAACGCGGACACUACUACAAGAUGAGUCUCUCCUCCUCCUACUCCUCCUCAUCCUCAUCCUCUCCUUCUUCAGCGUUUGCGUUUGGCCACGGUUCAGUCAGCAGAUUCGCGAGCAUGGCAUCGUUACCGUUACAUGGCUCGCCGAGUAACAGAUCAACGCUAGAGAUUCAUGCUCAUUCAACGAUCCAUAAUCCUUGUCUAGGAAGACAAACAGCGAGUUUAAGCCAUGUUUUCAAACAGAGCGUUCACCAGAAACCGGCUAUCGGAAAGGUGAUGCCGGAGAAAUUUCACAUUGAAGUCGCCAACAGUAACAUUGAAUAUUUCAAGAGCAAGCAAGAAGAUCAUAAUCAGUUUAAGAAGAUUGACUUGACCCUUAAGCUAUGAUCUAUUGAUUGUCAUCUUGUUUUAGUCUUUAUUAUAACUUUUACGGUUUUUUAUUAUCUUUUGAUUAUUACUUUGUUUGAUAUAAUGAUUGACUGCAGGAUGUGGUAGAGUUUCAUCAAUUAAGCUGUGCCUUUUUUACUUGAUAUAUUGCUGUAUAGUUCAAUAUUUGAGGUCUAUUUUGAGCCUAUGUAGUACAAUACUCAAAACUUGAAUUAAAUUGUAUUACGGAGAAAGUGAUAGCCAUUCCACAUA
This is a messenger RNA of Brassica rapa (field mustard), 1812 nucleotides long. Its product is annotated as zinc finger protein 1. Lineage: Eukaryota; Viridiplantae; Streptophyta; Magnoliopsida; Brassicales; Brassicaceae. The record is from RefSeq and is a predicted model, not a curated record. Gene Ontology annotation, biological process: negative regulation of abscisic acid-activated signaling pathway.